UUACAAGCAUCUCGGGGAGAGGAGGGGGAAAAAAGGACUUUCCCCCGGCUUAUCUGGAGGAAAGAAGCGGCGACAAAGCCGUCGCAAGUUGGUCAACUUCAAACUCCAACCGGCAUCUACCCUUGGAGAGAAAACAGCCCGUAACAGCUGGUUUCCUGCGCGUUUUCCGACCUGGAUUAAGAUCUGCAUGGAAACAAAUGAUAUUUGAACCCGCAGAGAGGAGCGGAGAGAGGAGGUGGGUGUCGGACACAAGCCUCUGUGCUUCUGGUCUUGUUCUUUUACGCACCGAUCUCGUGUACAAGCUUUUGACUGAAGUGGAAAAAUCGCCCAGUUGUUGCUGCCGCUGCCGGUGCGCCAUCUAAACCCAAUCCAAGUUUCACAGAGGUCUUAAAGGUUUAUUCCGGGAAGAGAAGCAAGUUGUUGGGGCGAGUUUGCGAGUGAAAGACAAGGCGCAGAUACAAGUGAUAUAAAUCUGAAAUUAUGGCGUUAAAGGCCAGAGUGCUGUAUGACUUCCACUCUGAAAACCCAGGAGAGAUCUCCAUAACAGAGAACGAGCUGGUGACUCUGUUCAACGAGGAGGAGCUGGAGGGCUGGCUGGAGGGGGAGAACAGCAGGGGGGAGGCUGGCCUCUUCCCUGCCUCCUAUGUGGAGAUCAUCAGGGACCACAUCACCUCCAACGCCAACAACAACGGCUUCUCCUCGCCCAUCAAAACCAAAGCCCAGACCCCCACCCACGCCUCCUGCACGUCCUCGGACGCCCAGUCCCAGAGAGGACUCGGGGCUGGUAGCAGUGGCAGUGCCGGAGGCAGCUUCCACACCAGCCAGGGCAGUGACGACGACUGGGACGACGACUGGGACGACAGCUCGCCCGCGACCGAAGUGCCUCAGGGUCUCGGCAGCACGCCCCCCCUGUACCCGGUGACCUCCUCCUUGCCUGGGCGGCGUGAGAGCACCCAGCAGCAUCAGCAUCAGGCCAAGAGCUCUGCAACGGUGGGGAGGAACCUCAACAGGUUCUCCACCUUCGUCAAAUCCGGAGGGGAGGCCUUCCUGCUCGGGGAGGCGUCUGCUUUGGUAAAGGACGGGGACAGGAUCUGCGUGGUGAUGGGGAAGCAUGGGCCAGAGUGGCAGGAGGACCCGUACCCAUUCACGUGCACCAUUGACGACCCCACCAAGCAGACCAAGUUCAAAGGCAUGAAGAGCUACAUGUCCUACGGCCUGACCCCAACGCACACCAAUGUACAAGUCAACCGCAGGUAUAAACACUUCGACUGGCUGUACGCUCGGCUCGUGGAGCGUUUCCCGGUCAUCUCUGUGCCCCACCUGCCAGAGAAGCAGGCCACUGGCCGCUUUGAGGAGGACUUCAUCUCCAAGCGGAGAAAGGGGCUGAUCUGGUGGAUGAACCACAUGACCAGCCACCCCGUGCUGGCACACUGUGACGUCUUCCAGCAUUUCCUGACGUGCGGGGCAGAUGAAAAGGCCUGGAAACAGGGAAAGAGGAAGGCAGAGAGGGAUGAGCUGGUCGGAGCCAAUUUCUUCCUCACAAUCAGCACGCCGGCUGUCCCGCUGGACCUCCAGGAAGUGGAGAGCAAGAUCGAAGGCUUCAAGACCUUCACUAAGAGGAUGGACGAGAACAGCGUGGUCGUCAACACCACCAUCAACGAGUUCGCUCGCAAACAGGCGGCAGGGUUCAAGAAGGAGUACCAGAAAGUCGGGCAGUCCUUCAAACUGCUGGCGCAGGCGUUCGAGCUGGACCAGCAGCCCUACUCGGUGGGCCUGAACAAAGCCAUCGCCGACACGGGCGAGGCCUACGAGGCGAUAGGGGAGUAUUUCGCUGAGCAGCCGCGCCAGGACUUGGAUCCAAUUUCUGACCUGCUGGACCUCUACAGAGGACACCUGGCCAAUUUUCCUGACAUCAUCCAUGUGCAGAAAGGUGCGCUGACCAAGGUGAAAGACUGUCCAAAGCAGGAAGGCGAGCUCCACGACCGCUGCAACAUCAUUUCCUGCGCCACGCUGGCGGAGAUCCAGCACUUCCACCGCACGCGUGUACGGGACUUCCGCUCGCAGAUGCAGCACCACCUCCGUCAGCAGAUUGGCUUCUUCCAGAAGAUCACCGCCAAGCUGGAGGAUGCGCUCCAGAGAUAUGACGAUGACCAGUAGGAAGAGGGGGAGAGAACAGGAAUGUUGGGUUAUAAAGGCCUCGAGGAAGUCGGGGGGAGGCAGUUCGUCCUCCAGUAAUGGAGAACAUCUUAUCGCCCUUUAAGAGAGAAAACUAUUUGAUGUGAUGGAUUGUGGGCCUGGUACGAGUGUUUGAAGAAAUAUACCACUCUUUUAAAGAAUAUAGGCCAUUGGAUUGUGGAAUGACAACUUCUUGGAUUCACUGGACGCCUCUGAUGAAUGUACCAGUAACAGGGAUUUUGCUGACUUCCCCACAUCUUGCAACUCAGCGGGACUGCGAAGAUAUUAAAAACAGCUGUUCUCAAUAUGACCGGGCUGCCUCUCGAUUCCCCUGUUUCAGGGUCACAUGAUCUCUCCAUGCCUCCACUGCCUCACCACAACACAGAAUCCCUCCGUCUGGGUACACGGUAACUCAAGAGAAACAUAGAGGUGAAACAAAACCCCAAAUUACUUAAACUGGACCUUUUAAUGAUUGAAAGACAGGACUUAAUGAAUUGAAUCAUUUCGGUUGUCUCAAUUUGUGUCUGUUUUUACUUGAAUGACCUGUUCAGUAUUGUUGUGAUGAGAGCAUGUAAGUGAUUGUGAGCAUGGAGAGAGGCAAAGUGGGUAUAAUCUACUCCGUUGUAGGAUUUUUGUAACAGCUUGAAAUUUGACCCACUUUCAAUGUCUAACAUCUCUCAUAAAUCGGAUGCUGUCGCAUCUUUGCUCUAUUACAAUUGAUGCCCUGUGUUCUGCAUUUUAGUGUAUGUGUUGCCAGACCUGAAACGAUAAUUAAUGUAGGACUGAUUUGAUUUUUUUUUUUUGACGGACUCUGCUUGUUUUGAGAAGCAGCUCCAUAGGUGUUUGUCUUUGGGUUACUGCAGGCCUGAAGUCCAGUCUUUCUGCUUUCCCUCAGUCCAGGGAGGUCAGAGGCUCAGGGUACAGACACUUAAGUGCAAUGAGCCCAGUUCUUCCAGUUUAAAACCACUGUGCGCUGACUUUUUAUGAUGAUAACAUAUUUGUAAAUCUUCUGAGGGAAUCGUUUUUUAUUGUAAAAAAAAAAAAAACAAGUUGGACCAUCGUGGUAAAAA
Chelmon rostratus (copperband butterflyfish) is the source of this 3245-nucleotide messenger RNA. Its product is annotated as sorting nexin-18-like. NCBI's taxonomy places the organism in Eukaryota, Metazoa, Chordata, Actinopteri, Chaetodontiformes, Chaetodontidae. The record is from RefSeq and is a predicted model, not a curated record. Gene Ontology annotation, biological process: plasma membrane tubulation; endosomal transport; cleavage furrow formation. The transcript is spliced from 4 exons. Gene Ontology annotation, molecular function: phosphatidylinositol binding; protein binding. The coding region runs from base 481 to 2157 and encodes 558 amino acids. Gene Ontology annotation, cellular component: cytoplasmic vesicle; plasma membrane.